Sinocyclocheilus grahami is the source of this 5239-nucleotide messenger RNA. RefSeq names its product voltage-dependent T-type calcium channel subunit alpha-1H-like. NCBI's taxonomy places the organism in Eukaryota, Metazoa, Chordata, Actinopteri, Cypriniformes, Cyprinidae. Gene Ontology annotation, cellular component: voltage-gated calcium channel complex; membrane. The coding region runs from base 98 to 5239 and encodes 1713 amino acids. The record is from RefSeq and is a predicted model, not a curated record. Gene Ontology annotation, molecular function: high voltage-gated calcium channel activity. Gene Ontology annotation, biological process: calcium ion import across plasma membrane. The transcript is spliced from 24 exons.
AAUGUAUGUGGGGAUUGGGAGCCGCAGUUGAGAGCAUGAGCCAGAACGGGCUGUCAUUUCACACACGGGUCGCAUUGCUGCCCACCAUUCUAUCAUCAUGACCACCGGUGAGGACACAGAACCAUCCCUGUGGCCGGAUCGGGCCCAAACCAGCCUGACUGCACCGGCUCCGGCUGAUGGCACAUGCCUCGAGGAGACAGAGGACCUGCCCGGUGGCCUUACUGGAAGUGGCGGAGCAUCUUGGGAGUCCACUGGCAGUGUGGCAGAGGUGAAGGAGAAUGUGCAGCUUCCAUAUCCCUCCCUUGCACCAGUGGUGUUCUUCUGGCUCCACCAGAGCACACGACCCCGAAGCUGGUGCCUAGCACUUGUGUGCAGCCCGUGGUUUGAGCGAGUGAGCAUGCUGGUGAUUCUGCUCAACUGCGUCACGCUCGGCAUGUUCCAGCCCUGCCAAGACCUGGAGUGCCACUCUGACAGGUGCAGCAUCCUGCAGGCCUUUGAUGAUUUUAUCUUUGCAUUCUUUGCUGUGGAGAUGGUGGUUAAAAUGUUGGCCUUGGGCAUAUUUGGUCCGAAAUGUUACCUUGGCGACACCUGGAACCGCCUUGACCUCUUUAUCGUCAUGGCUGGGAUGUUGGAGUAUUCUUUAGACGGUCAUAACGUUAGUUUCUCUGCCAUCAGAACCGUACGGGUUCUCAGACCAUUACGAGCCAUCAACAGAGUUCCCAGUAUGCGAAUCCUGGUGACGUUGCUGUUGGAUACUUUACCGAUGCUGGGAAAUGUCUUGCUGCUUUGUUUCUUCGUGUUUUUCAUCUUCGGAAUUGUUGGUGUGCAGCUGUGGGCGGGGCUUCUGCGCAACCGUUGCUUUUUUGACAGCAACAUCAGAAUGCUGUAUAAUGUUUCAGAGUCUGUGAGUGAAUACUACAGACUGGACGAAACCGAUGACGUUCCCUUCAUUUGCUCCACCACUCGGGACAACGGAAUGUUGCACUGCUUCAACAUCCCGAAGCGCAGAGUUGGAGGGGCUGAUUGUGAGCUCACGGCUGAUAAUGUCACAGAUCUUGUUUUCAAAGAUCCCCCUCAUCAUGGAUGUGUAAACUGGAACUUGUAUUACAACCAAUGCAAUGCAAGUGAACACAAUCCGCAUAAUGGGGCUAUCAACUUUGACAACAUUGGAUAUGCUUGGAUUGCUAUCUUUCAGGUCAUCACGUUAGAGGGAUGGGUGGAUAUCAUGUACUAUGUCAUGGAUGCCCAUUCCUUUUACAACUUCAUCUAUUUCAUCUUUCUUAUCAUUGUAGGCUCCUUCUUCAUGAUCAACCUUUGCCUCGUUGUCAUAGCAACACAGUUCUCCGAGACCAAACAACGUGAGAACCAGCUGAUGCAGGAGCAGCGGGCACGUUUUCGUAGUAACGAAUCCACCUUAGCUAGCCUGGCUGAACCGGGAUCCUGCUACGAAGAAAUGCUGAAAUACCUCGUCCACAUUUGCCGCAAACUUUUCCGACAUGCCACACGCCUCUGUGGCGAAUUAUGCCACAAGAGACGCAGGGGUGUGGCCAAUCCUAGCAGCUCCCUCCCAGUGGGCGGGACUAAUGGAUAUUGGAGUGACAAUGGGACAAAGAUGGGUCCGACCCAAUACUGUAUGCUGCAUUAUCAUCAUCCCCAUCAGCAUCAACAUUACAUCAACAAUGGCAUAGAAAUGAAAACACUCCAUCUCGAUAGAGAUGCUCAGAAUUCCAAAAAGACCCCAUCGCUCCCUCUUGCACUACAAAAUUUGAAGGGUUUGAGGCUCGGUAUGAACUAUCCCACCAUCCUGCCCUCCAAACUAUACGCAAAAUCACAUACUCGCUCACACUCGACAGGUGGAGUCAAAGCACCGGCUUUCCAUCAUGGACUCUACGGCAGGAAGAUCUCCGUUUGUAGUGGAUACCAUGAUACUUACAAGUUGCAGCACGGUGUGCAUCCUGGCACGUGCUCGAGUGUGUGUGUGGACAGCAGGGUGGGACUGGUGUCUUCAGAGUCGUCCUCCUGCCCAAUUUGUGCCCAGGAAGGCGAUGGUGUUAAUUGCGACUCCAACAGUGAAUCGGACCCAGAGAAACAGGGGCCCGACAUCAGCUCAGAACAGAGCAAAAGAAACCAGGAUUUGGAUGAAAAGGAGUCUGGGAAUGAGAACUGUGUGUGUAUGUGCGUUCAUUAUGCCAGAGCCAUUUUGAGGCGGAUUGUGGACAGCGAGUACUUCAACAGAGGGAUAAUGAUAGCAAUCCUUAUCAAUACACUCAGCAUGGGAGUGGAGUACCAUGAGCAGCCGGAUGAGCUGACAGACGUGUUGGAGAUCAGUAAUAUUGUCUUCACUAGUUUGUUUGCGUUAGAGAUGCUCUUGAAGCUUUCGGCCUGCGGUUUGUUCGACUACAUCAGCAACCUCUACAACAUCUUUGACGGGAUCAUCGUUAUCAUCAGUGUGUGUGAGAUCGUCGGACAAGCGGAUGGAGGGUUUUCGGUUUUGCGGACGUUUCGUUUGCUCAGGGUGCUAAAGCUGGUGCGGUUCCUCCCGGCUCUGCGCAGGCAGCUGGUGGUACUGAUGAAGACCAUGGACAAUGUGGCCACCUUCUGCAUGCUGCUGAUGCUCUUCAUCUUCAUCUUUAGUAUAUUGGGAAUGCAUCUGUUUGGGUGUAAGUUUACUCUGCGGUUGGAGAAUGGAGACACUGUGUCAGACAGGAAGAACUUUGACUCACUUCUCUGGGCCAUCGUCACCGUGUUCCAGAUUUUGACCCAGGAGGACUGGAAUGUUGUUCUGUAUAACGGCAUGGCCUCCACCUCCCCCUUGGCGGCUCUGUACUUUGUGGCCUUGAUGACCUUUGGGAAUUAUGUCCUCUUCAAUUUACUGGUUGCCAUCUUAGUAGAGGGCUUUCAAGCUGAGGGUGAUGCUAGCAGAUCAGACACUGAUGAUGACAUGUCGUCUGACUAUGGGGAUGAGGACAAACUGAGAGAACUGCUGAACUCUGGAUCAGAGAUGAAAAUGCAGACAUUAAUGCCCAUCUCAAACGGACACCUGGAACCUCGGGCAUCCAUGCCACCUCACAACACACACAUGCAGCUCAACGCCACGCCCAGAACUGAGAUGUCACACAUCUACAGCCAAUCACGACGCAACAGCAACACCUCCACUGAGCUGCAUGACCAGAGAUCCCUGUCCAGCCUUUGGGGAAGUCGCCGCUCCAGUUGGAACAGCCUUGGCCACGCCCCCAGUCUAAUGAGACGUGCUCAGUCAGGGGAGUGCGAAUCGUUGCUUUUAGGAGUGGGACAGGACAGCAUGGAUGACAGCCAAUCAGAAGAUGGGAAAUCCAUCAGGACUGGCAGUCUGGGCAGAGUUUCGUGUCUGGGGUCGUUUGAUUUUCCAGAGCUCCUCCAGGUUCCACGCCCAUAUUUGGAGUGUAACGGCAGAAUAGAUGGAGGUUAUCCAUCCUCUCCCAACAUAACACGUCCCGAUCCAACAUCCACACAGUGCGCAGAUGAUGAUGAAUUUGAGGAGAGCUGGUGUCUGAUUGUGAAGAGACUGUUGGAGCCGUAUAAACCCCAGUGGUGUAGAGACCAUGAGGAUUGGUCACUUUACUUAUUUUCGCCCCAAAAUAAGUUCCGUAUGCGCUGUCAAAAGGUCAUCACUCAUAAGAUAUUUGAUCAUAUUGUGCUGUUUUUCAUCUUCUUUAACUGCAUCACAAUUGCUCUAGAGAGACCUGACAUCCAACCUGACAGCACGGAGCGGAUGUUUCUUAAAGUGUCUAACUGCAUCUUCACUGUGAUCUUUGUGGCUGAGAUGACUGUGAAGGUGGUUUCUCUUGGGCUGUAUGCUGGUCCAGGCUCGUACCUGAAGAGCAGCUGGAAUGUUCUAGACGGCCUGCUGGUAUUUGUGUCUAUUGUGGACAUCCUGGUCUCUCUCGCCUCCUCUGGUGGGAACAGAAUUUUGGGUAUCUUGCGAGUACUGCGACUGCUCAGAACACUAAGACCCUUGAGGGUCAUAAGCAGAGCUCCUGGACUGAAGCUGGUUGUUGAAACAUUGAUCACAUCUCUCAGACCUAUUGGAAAUAUUGUGUUGAUCUGUUGCGCUUUCUUCAUUGUCUUUGGCAUUCUAGGAGUUCAGCUCUUUAAGGGGAAGUUUUAUCAUUGUGAAGGCUUUGACACUAGAAAUAUCACCAAUAAAUCUGAGUGCCUGCAGGCUAAAUACAAAUGGGUCCGUAGGAAGUACAACUUCGAUAACCUGGGUCAGCAAGCAAUAAAGAGCGACUCCAUUGAUUCCACAAACGCUGACUCCAGAGACACCUUACAUAUCCCGAGCAAACCCUGCUCCAGUGAUAACCUUCAUCUCAAAGUACCCAGCAUUCCCCUCACCGGUGGAUCCGCCCCGUGUUCGCCCCAGGCCUCACCUCCCCCUCCCCUCCGCAACCGGACAGCGAGCGUACAAACAAACAGACACGUGUACAGCCAGCGCAGCAUCCCCUGUCGACAAGCCGCGUACGAGACGCAAUCUAGAAAACCUCUAGAAAUAACGCACACACAUCCACAAACCAAACUACAGGAUUCGCAUGAGGUGGCCCGACUCAACACGAAUGUUCCCCAAAGAAGAGCCUCUCAGCGGGUGGCACGCAACCAUAACUUGUCCCCUUAUGAACCGCCCUUCUGUUCUGAAGCCCAGUCUCAAGAAUCAUUACACAUUGGGGCAUCCCGCCAGCCGGGCACCAGCGCUCAAUGUCUACGGAAGUACAACAGUAUGGAAAAUAAUGGCUUCCUGUCUCAACUCCAAGUCCCUCGGCGUCACUCGACGCAUGGGGAAGAGUUACUACUUCAGCAGCAGCCACCUGGACCUUCUCCAACGCCUAAGAAGGAGAAAAUGAGUCCGCCCUGCAUCUCCAUCGACCCUCCCACCGACGCAGAGUUUCUGUCUCCAGCAGUCAGUCAGGAGCACAGCAACGUCCUAAGACGGCGGACACCAUCCUUCGACUCCGCACUACCACGGGAGUCCAUAGAUCCUCCUGACAUGCAGGAUGAACCUCAUUUGCCAAGUCGUUUGCCCCUCCCACAAUUCUCUUUUGACCAAUCGGAUGUAAGUUCGCUGAGCAGCCUGUCGGAACUGCUUUCGGAUAGUGACCAGUCGACGCACUCCUUCCCUCCCGAGGCUCAGAGUCCACUCAGGAAGAAGGUAUUGGUCAGAAUGGCCAGCACUAGGGAUCCAGGAAAUGAGGAUUCGUUUGCCUAG